UGUGCGCCGCCGCUGGAGGCGGGGCCUGGGAGGACGCGGAAGGAGGAGGAGGAGGAGGAGGGAGGAGAAACGAGGCAGGAGGGAGGGCGAGGUAGAGCGAGGUUGACUGGGGACUGGGGAGAACGACGGUGGGCGGCUUUCCCCGAGCAGCAGUCCAGAGGGAGGACCCGGGGGAGCCGAGGAGCGCGCUGCAGCGCCGAAAACGCGUCCCACAUUUUUUUACCUACUUUGGUGCGAUUCCCGCCGUCCUCCCCUGAUUGGCCCAGCCCGGCACCGUCGGGCCCUCGCGUGAGGGAAAAAUCUGCACAUUCUUCCCUCUUCCCGAGGUGACUGUGGCCAUUCAGAGUGCUCUGUGAGUCACCGCUAAUUUCAGGUGAUGCUAAUGCGGCUGGUUGGGCACCACGCUUUGAGAAGAACGAACCCACCUAUAUCACACUGCAGCUGGAACCCUUUGUUUCUCUGCCUGGGACUCAGCAGCCCCUCCACCUGUAAAGUCUUCAAAGAGGAACUCCUGCUGGAUGACUGAGUCAGCUAAGCUCUGGGUUUCAGGGCAGAUCAUGAUCUCACGGUUUUCCCCAGCAAUCAUAAUGUUGCCUAACUUGGAUCAUCUGCACUCAUCCAACUGAAGUCCGAGUCACUGCAAGAAGCUUCUGUUUUCUUCCAACCACGUCAAGAAGUUUUCUCCGGGCUCGUCUAACAUAGCUGCAUGGUCCGCUAAUCCGGCGCACAAAAGCAGGCCUGCUGCUCUUUUAUUCUUCCGGGGGCUGGGCGCCGUGUUGAGCUCGACAGCUGAUCGGCUCUGGAACGUCCCAGCAGCGUGCCUGGGCCCCCCCGAUGUUUAUUUAGCGGCCCGCCGCCCCGGCGCACGGCCUCCCCGAGCCGGUUCGCGCGCGCUCGCCCGCACCGGAGCCAUGUACCGGCGCAGCUACGUCUUCCAGACCCGCAAGGAGCAGUACGAGCGCGCCGAGGAGGCGCCGCGCGCCGCCGAGCCCGAUAGCCUGGCGGAGGGCCGGACGGCGGCGCCCAGCCUGGCCGCGCUGCAGGGGCUCGGCGAGCGCGUGGCUGCUCACGUCCAGCGGGCCCGCGCGCUCGAGCAGCGCCACGCCGUCCUCCGGAGGCAGCUGGACGCCUUCCAGCGCCUGGGCGAGCUGGCCGGCCCCGAGGACGCCCUCGCCCGCCACGUCGAGGGCAACCUCCAGCGCGCCCGGGACCUGGCGGCCGAGCGCACGCGGCUGGAGCGCCAGGGUGCGGAGGCGCAGCGCGUGCUCGACGAGUUCCGCUGCAAGUAUGAAAACGAGUGUGAAUGUCAGCUGCUCCUAAAAGAAAUGCUGGAACGGCUUAACAAGGAAGCUGAUGAAGCCUUACUGCAUAACCUGCGCCUUCAGAUCGAAGCCCAGUUUCUGCAGGAUGAUAUCAGUGCAGCAAAGGACAGGUACAAAAAGAAUCUUCUGGAAAUUCAGACCUAUGUCACCAUCCUGCAGCAGAUUGUCCAGACCACCCCUCAAGCAUCUGCCAUUACAAGUGGGAUGAGGGAGGAGAAGCUCCUGACGGAACGAGAAGCCGCUGUCCUGCAGAGCCAGCUGGAGGAGGGCCGGGAGGUAGUGUCCCUCCUGCAGGCACAGAGAGCCGAGCUGCAGGCCCAGACGGCGGCCCUGGAACAGGCUAUUAAAGAUGCCCACGAGUGUUACGAUGACGAGAUUCAGCUCUAUAACGAGCAGAUCGAAAGCCUGCGGAAGGAGAUUGAGGAGACUGAGAGGAGCCUGGAGAGGUCUUCCUAUGACUGCCGGCAGCUGGUGGUCGCCCAGCAGACCCUGAAGAACGAGCUGGAGCGGUACCACCGGAUCAUUGAGAACGAAGGCAACAGGCUGAGCUCUGCCUUCAUUGAAACUCCUGUCACCCUGUUCACCCCAAGCCAUGGAACCUUUCUCAGCUCUCGGCUUGGUGGGAAAGAUCUCACUAGGGCUGUGCAGGAUAUAACAGCAGCAAAACCAAGACAGAAAGGUCUCCCCAAGAACAUUCCAAGGAAAAAGGAGAUUAUAGCUAAAGACAAAGCUGAUGAGAGUCUGGAAGACAUACCACUGAAAGGUCCAGAAGACACAAAGCUGGUGCAGGUGGUACCCAAAGAAGAAGGUGAAUCUAAGCUUGAAUUAGGAGCUGAAGAAGCAAGUCUCCCAACCCCAGAAGGGGCUCCAGAAGACGUGCCAGAUGGAGGGCAGAUAAGCAAAGCCUUUGGGAAACUGUUCAAGAAGGUUAAAGACAAAGUGAAAAGCCCCAAAGAACCUGAACCUCCGGCUGACCUCUACACCAAAGGGCGGUACGUGCUGGUUUCUGGGGAUGCCAGUUAUGUGGACCCUGGGUUCUGUUCCUUCUCCAUCCCAGCCAAAGGCGGAGUGGUUAUUUCCAUUGAGGAUGACUCUGUACAUCGCGACAGCACUGUGGAGCCCUCUCCUGAGCCACCCGGGCCCCCUGUGGAGAAUGGACAGGGGGACCUUCAGGAGAAGGAAGGCGGAAAGGCACCUAACCAGCAUACUGCCGACAAGAAGAAUGAGAUUAGUGCCGAAGAACCGAAAGGGCCUGGGGAGAAACAUGAUGACCAGAAGGAAGAGAAGGAAAAGGAGGAGGAGGAGGAGGAGGAGGAGGAGGAGUCGUCGUCAUCAUCCAAGGGGCCCUGUCCCGUGAUCACACCUGGUCCAGAGGGACCAUCUACACCCCAGUCGCAAAGGCCUGGGGUCGGUCAGGGUGGAUCUGGGGGGCAUACGGCUAGGAGCAGUGAUGCACAGGAGAGAAGUCCGCCCAGGACUUUGGCAUAUGAGAAGGUGGAAGUGAUGGAAUCCAUUGAGAAGUUUUCCACGGAGAGCAUCCAGACGUAUGAAGAAACGGCUGUCAUCGUGGAGACCAUGAUUGGGAAGACAAAGGCAAACAAGAAGAAAUCGGGAGAGAAGAGCUCUUAAAAUGCCCGGGGUCAGUGGGAAACAACGUCUUUGGGGCCACUGUAGGGGAAGUGCCUUGAUAUUUUAGAACAGAUGACAAAAGAGUGAAGGUUCCUUGUUUGGAUUAGACCAUAGUUGGCCCUUCUGACGUUGCCAAUGAAGCCUUAAUUAAAAAGUUUUCUUUGCUUGCACACCCUUUGUCU
Prionailurus viverrinus (fishing cat) is the source of this 3133-nucleotide messenger RNA. RefSeq names its product beaded filament structural protein 1 (gene BFSP1). Gene Ontology annotation, molecular function: structural constituent of eye lens. The coding region runs from base 912 to 2951 and encodes 679 amino acids. Lineage: Eukaryota; Metazoa; Chordata; Mammalia; Carnivora; Felidae. The transcript is spliced from 11 exons. The record is from RefSeq and is a predicted model, not a curated record. Gene Ontology annotation, cellular component: intermediate filament; cytoplasm. Gene Ontology annotation, biological process: lens fiber cell development.